AUGUUGGCAUUAUUCAGAUCCGUGAUUUGUGGUGGGGAUUUCCAAAGAACAGGCUGGAUGAAGCCAAACAUUACCAGCUCAUGUCUCAGAUGUCCAUUUCUAAGGUGUUUACAUGUACAAGUUGGAGACAAAGCUGAACUUAAAAAAGCCUUUACACAAAGGGAUGUUGUUAGUUUUUCUGAGCUAACAGGGGACACUAACCCACUGCACCUGAAUGAAGACUAUGCAAAGAGGACAAGGUUUGGGAGAACAAUUGUACAUGGAGUUUUGAUCAAUGGACUUAUUUCUGCAGUUCUGGGUACUAAGAUGCCUGGUUAUGGGUGUGUGUUUCUUUCUCAGGAAAUUAACUUCCCAGCUCCUUUAUAUGUUGGAGAAGAAGUCUUAGCUGCAGCAGAAGUGAAGAGACUGAAGAGAUCUAUUGCAUACAUUUCAGUAUUAUGUACUGUCAUGGAGAGUGGAAAGACUGUUAUGGAGGGGAUGGUGAAAGUCUUGGUGUCAGACAGACAGAACUCCUCCUGACCACAUGGUGUUUUACUGUGUAGUAAAGUUCAUAAAUGUGUAGGUUACAGGUAUCAUAGUGCAAGGCUUGGCAAGAAUAAGUCUGCCAGAAGCUUCAAAGGACUCAGCAUUGAGACUUGCUGUGCCUGUAAGUGAGCCAUGUACAACAGUGCUGGGGGGAGAUGUUUUUCAGAAAAUACGUAGGCCACUGUGAUCCGUGCUCACUUAGGUUCUCUUGCCAUGGUGUGCAAUGUCGACUGUAUUCUUGCUUGCAUAGCAGCCUGGCAGACAAAAUAAACGGACUGCUGCUGCCCACCAGAACCUGUGGGGAGGGUGCAGAACGUUUGUGAAGGCAUAAGUUGAGUGAUGUUUCUUUUAACAAAUGAAUGCAUUGUUACUCCUUGCUUAGAGGCAAAUGCACUGUUUUGUUCCAAACUACCCCUAUAUUCCAUAAAAAUGGGCUGUGAAAAGGACUUCUCAAUGCUAGAGUUUAACUGCCAUUGGAUAACAGUCUGUCCUUCCUCUCCUCCACCUGCCCCCCAAACUUAGAACUUUUUGAAGUAACAUGUUGGGAUUGCUAUGUUGGUGCUCAAAAUUGCCCUCUGUUCUGUUUUGGAAAGCAGGGACUACAGAAGCACUGUGGAUAGUUCUUAAAAACUAUCCCUUCAAACUACACAAGGAAACAAAUACGCAUUCUAGAGGCUGACAGAAUUAGAAGUAGAGCAGAUCAAAGUAAGUGGGAUGGCUGCAUUAAACAUUCAGUUUAGAAUCAGAAGGGACCUCAGUGAUCAUCUCGUUCAGUCCAGCUGAGCUUCAGUAUUUCUGCUGAUGUAAAGCAGUAGCUGGAUCCUGGUACCAGUGUCUGGCCAUCUUGCAGUUUUUCAUGUAUUUAUCUUCUCCUCAGCCCUGAAAGUGCACUUACCCCAUUUUACUGAUGGGGGACAGGGGAUUUUAAAGGGAUUACUGCACCUAAAGGUGCAGAUAGAGCCCAGAACACUUGCUAGCAGUUUAGGCAUGUAAAUACUUCUAAAAGUACAGCACUAAGGGACUUGUUCAAGGUCACAAGAGAACUCUGUAUAGCGGUGAGGAAAUGAACAUGGCUCUUGCAAAUUCUAGGCUAGCACUGUGUACUCAGACUGCUCAGAAUAGUACAAACCACAGCUGUAGGCACUGAACCACCAAAACAACCUAGAUGACAGUUGUGGAUCUAAUGGCAGAAUUGGUCUGGUUGAGCAAUGGUCCAAAGGUUCAUCUCCCUUGAAGCUCUUAUGCAGUUAUGACAUCUCUAGGUACCCUGUGCUCAGAGCAGUGCACCACAAACAACAGAAUUGGGCCCAGCAAAAAGGGAAAACAACAAAGCAGACCUGAAUGGAACAUUGUGCCUUAGAGGUGGAUGGGCUUUGCACUUAUUCUGGAUAUUGGCCAACCAGAUACUUGUUAGAGCAAGGAGGCAGCAAUUUCCAGAACUAACUGCUCAGAUUAAAGAAGAAAAAUAGCAGGGUGCUGGGUCUUCAGAAGGAAGGCUUUCACUGGGCACACAGCUAGAGCAGGGGUAGCCAACUUGCUAGUGCCACAAGUGACUCAGGGCAGUCCUGUGUGGCAUACUGCAGAGGACACAGGCAGCACAGUAGCAGAAAGCAGAGCAGCAGCUUGGGUAAGGAAAAAGGAUUGAAGUAGCACAUGGGGAAAGGUGUGGGGCUAACUUGGCACACCUGGCAAAAAGGUUGGCCCCUACUGAGCUUGAGAUGUUCUUGGCUGUGGAGCUUUCUGUUGAAUUAACAAAACAAGGAAAUUGUAUCUAAAGCUCUUUUGAUGAUUCUCUGAGGACAGUUCAGUCUGUUUAAACAGCUAUAUAACACUUUCAUUUUCUUGCUUUGUAGCAACUUUCAUCUCUAGUGUUCUGUUAGAAAAACAGACUAAAUCUUACUAAGAACUGGGCUCAGCAGGCACAUCUUCCCGUGCGCUCCACUAAAGCAAUCAUUUGUCUUCCAUGUUGUUUUGCUUCAGGCCCUUUUACAGUCCCUUCAGCUUGGCAAUAUAAAUACAUCUGGAGAAGGCUUGAAACAAAUCUGAUAGCUAAUAACCUUGACACUGAAGUUGUGGCUUCUAGUCUAGCUACUGAGACAUCAUAAUACCCAUUUCCUCCAACUCCUUUCAAAGUGGAGGUUGCGCUCUCAGAGCUUAUGUAAAUUGUAUGGACACCUGAAAACAAUUGCUUACCACUUCUCUUCUGUGGAGAACAACUUGACAAUUAAGCUUCCAAUAUUAAUGACUUUAACAUACAAAGAAGUGAGUCAUUAAAAGGUAGAAAACAUCUGGGGUCAUAACAGAAUGGAUGCUCAGUAAAAAUGUUCCCAAAGUUCUUGGUAUGCACAGCUUCAUUUAGGAACAGAAUGAGUAAGGUCUGAGAAUCCAUUGCAGCCUAAAUAUGCAGAAUACUGGGCUCCUGGCAAGAUGCAAGAAAUCUUGCCAGGACAUCAAGGGCUUUAAAAGCAGAAGACCCAGAUUUGCUACAGUCUAGACGGAGGCAUACAAGAACUUCUGACGAGAACAGAGAAAUCACUGCUCUAAUUGCUUCACAACCUGACAGUAGAGAUGCGGGAGAGAACUUGCAGACCUGGUGCACAAAGGAUUUUGAUAUCCUCAGAUGUCAGCCAGGCAGCACCAUUGAAAUGAAGACUGAUGUUUCACAAGCCCACAUUCUGCAGAAGUGAAAAUCCUUAUGGGAGGGAGGCCCACAUUAUACCAAGAGCAUUCUUCUGGGAAAUAAGCUCCAAGGAAAAACUUAGAUGCCUCCGAUGGUUAAGUUAGCUCAAAUAUUUUGUGUUUACAGAAGAGCGGCACAAAACUGUGUUAAAAUGUUGCCUGUUUGUUAUAAAGACCUAUAAUUGCUCAAUGUUCAAAUGCUCUAAUUGGUUUAUUGCACUGUGAGGAAUGGAUAAUAAUACUUAACUAUAUGCCCAUGUGGUGGAUAGCUGGUGAUACCUUAGUGUUCUUAUUUUAGCAAUAAAAUGAUGAAUCAGAA
Alligator mississippiensis (American alligator) is the source of this 3523-nucleotide messenger RNA. It is a transcript of the gene HTD2, whose product is annotated as hydroxyacyl-thioester dehydratase type 2. The coding region runs from base 1 to 519 and encodes 172 amino acids. The transcript has a single exon. The record is from RefSeq and is a predicted model, not a curated record. NCBI's taxonomy places the organism in Eukaryota, Metazoa, Chordata, Crocodylia, Alligatoridae.